Monosiga brevicollis MX1 is the source of this 2403-nucleotide messenger RNA. RefSeq lists its product as uncharacterized. Lineage: Eukaryota; Choanoflagellata; Craspedida; Salpingoecidae. Bases 1 to 2403 code for a protein of 800 amino acids. The record is from RefSeq and is a predicted model, not a curated record. Gene Ontology annotation, cellular component: mitochondrial outer membrane. Gene Ontology annotation, molecular function: GTPase activity; GTP binding. Gene Ontology annotation, biological process: mitochondrial fusion; mitochondrion localization. The transcript has 14 exons.
AUGGCCACCGAGCCUGCAACGAAUCCCAACGCCAACGGCAUCGUGGCCGAGAAGGCCGUCGAUGAGCCGUCUGCUGCGCAGGGCUUGCAGCGCUUCGUGGCCGCCAAGCAAGAAAUCUGUGAUGUCAUGGGCCAACUCGAAACCUCGUUUCAGUCAGCCAAAAAGUUUUGCGAGCAGACUUGGGUUUGGUCCAGCGAAACGGCUGAUGGCCGUCAGAGCAUGGUUGAGGCGCUGCGCGCUUCCACCGGCGAGUUUGUCAAUCGCUGCCAGCAAAUGAUCCGCAGCGUAACCCGCGAGUCCAUGAAGGUCGUCUUUGUGGGACGCACUAGCAACGGCAAAAGCACAACCAUCAAUGCCAUGCUGCACACUAGGGUGCUGCCGGCGGGCCCAGGCCACACGACCAAUUGUUUUGUGACCUUGCAAGGCAGCGACCAAUCUAAAGCUUACAUGCAGCUGCCCGGUGAUCCGACCCCGCGCGAUCUGAAGGACGUCCAGAGUCUCACCGAUGCCCUGCAACAAGAGCACGUCCUUCCGCCGGGCCAAUCCGUCGAAAUUCACUGGCCACGUGAUCAGUGCCACCUGCUGCGCGAUGAUGUGGUCAUCCUCGACUCGCCAGGCCUAGACUACGAUAGCGAUUUCGAUGCUUGGAUCGAUGAGACAACUCGCGAUGCCGACGUUUUUGUUCUGGUGGUCAACGCCGUCAGCACUCUCAGCGGUGCAGAGUCUGGCUUCUUUCACUCAGUCUGCAAAACCGUGGCCAAACCCAACGUCUUUGUGAUUUUCAACCAGUGGGACAACCUGGACGAGGACGAGGCUGAUGUCACGGGCGUUCGGGCCCAGCACAUGUCAAAAGCCCGGGAUCUGCUCGUGCGAGAUCUCGGUAUCUGUAGCGAGGCAGAACUCUCGUCACGCGUGUUCUUCGUUUCUAGCAAAGAGGUGCUCAAGAGCCGCGCUGGUUCAGACAGCCGCACAACCUCGUACACUGACCCAUCUAGUGCGGUGGUACCCGGCCUCAACACGCAUCAAUCUCGCGCUAGGGAGUUUGCUGCAUUUGAGGAUAAAUUUGAAGCCGUGAUCACGUCCCAUGCCAUUGCCACCCGUUUUUCUCGGCACAUCGACGAGGGUCGACGCAUGGCUUCGGUCUUGACCACGGGGCUGCGCGAUCUGAUCCAACACCUCACCGACGAAGCUGCCCGCGUGGCUGAGCGACUUCAUGCCAACACCCGUCUCUUGCAGGACUUGAACCGCCGUGAGGCCAAGCUCAUGGAUCAGUGCGACAAGAUUAUUCAGGAUGUACCCGAGGCCAUGUACACUGAACUGUUGGAUCAAAUGCAGGCACAAGUUGUCUUGCAGCUCCCCGAGAUCUUGUCCAGUUUUGUAAACGUUGAGUUUGAUGCCAACCAGCUGUCGGCUUACAAGCAGGCCCUCACCACACAUGUGGAGGACAACCUGCAACAAGGGCUCACGGCCUCAUGUGGGCGCGAGAUUGAAGAGCGGUAUCGCGCUGCUCGUCGACAGCUGGUGGAGCUGACGCAGCAACUCCUCUCGGGACGCCACGCACUGCCAGCAACCGUGGUAACGGGUCGUCGUUACGAAGCCAACUUGGGUCUUGACUGCCGUGGUCUGACGGACACGUUCCAUGAGCAGCUUCAAUUUGAAUUCUCCCUGUCCUGGGGCCGUCUUGCUCCGCAGCUGCUUCCUGACCCCGCUCGUCUGACCCUUGAACACGUGGCAACGGACUUGACAAAGCGCGUGACCUCAGCCGUCCAUGACGUGCAACGCCGACACGCCAGCGAGCCAGGCGGAUCAUCGUCCUCAUCGACCAGUAGCCCAAACGUGGCUGCGGCAGCUUCAGUGCAAGAGCCGGAAAUGGGUGCCAUGGCCCGUCGAACGACCAGCAUGAUGCUGGACGUGGGCCGUGCAGGGUGGGACAUUGCUUCCAACACCCCCUACACGCUCGUGGUUGCGGCCUCUGUGCCUUCAGCGUAUCGUAUGCUUCGGCACAAGUGGGUGCAAUAUCUGGUUCUUGGGGCUGGUGUUUCCGUGGCGUGCGCCUACGCCUAUGAGCGCCUAUCCUACACGCCGUCAGCUCAGGAACGCAAGUUUAAGGAGCAGUUUCAAGACCAUGCCGUGGCGCAACUCUACAGUCAGGCGCGUGAGAAUACGCGGGCGAAUGCCAAGUACAUGCGCUCACGUCUGGACGAAGAUCGGUCCCUGUUGAAGGAGCAGGUGGAUCAGGUCAAAUCAGAUCUGGAGGUGGACAUUGCCGCGAUGCAACAGGAACAGCACGCCAUUGAGACACAGCUUCGCGACGCACGACAGCUCAUCGCCCACUCGACGGAGCACGUGUCACAACUGGACCGCAUCGCCAACAACUUUUUUUCGCCCCCGCCCUCGGCGUAG